Molecule: messenger RNA, 1245 nt
Organism: Penicillium hordei
Lineage: Eukaryota; Fungi; Ascomycota; Eurotiomycetes; Eurotiales; Aspergillaceae
Product: DUF3844 domain-containing protein
Exons: 4
Coding region: 1-1245 (414 amino acids)
Cellular component (GO): endoplasmic reticulum
Source: RefSeq, a predicted model, not a curated record
AUGCGCUUGUUGUCUACCUUCCUUGCCCUGGCAUUAACAGGUGCAUUGCAAGCAAAUGCACUGGAUGCUACAAUAUUCACCUUUCCCCCCAAGACUGCAACCUCUUCAUCAGGUAGUCUCCAGCAACAGACAAUAUCAGAAGAUGAGGCCCGGCUUGUUUUGGAGCUUCGUAUGAAGUCCUCUGUAGCAUCGGUCCUCGGAAUGGUGGGUGCAGACACUGUGCACCACUUGAAUCAGUUUGCUCGAGAUGAUCUCACUCUCUUUGGCGGAGCUACUGGGGGGAUUGCUCUUAAGAAAAGCAUCUUGAUUCUGGAAGGGAUCGACCAGGAAGUUGCUCUAGUCAUCCAAAAAGCCCAACCAAACCAUCUUCAUAUUCCUCAAAUUUCCUCGCCCUUUAUCGGAUUUGAUCUCCUGGAAUCAUUUGUCGAAAGCAGCCCCACUGCGAAAGGGGACCGUGGACAAACCUGUACAUACUUCAACAAUGCUAGCAGGGCUGCAUCAUCGACAUCCCAGACUCCUAAGGAAUGCCUAUCCAGGGACCCCAUGUUUGCUGAUGGGUCUGAUUUGCUUUCCCAUGACUCCCUGCCACUAAUUGAUUCAGUGGAAUCCUGGAUAAGCAAGGAUCACAAGGAUUCGGCUUUGAAAUUGUCCUUCAAGAAUACGUCUGGUGAUUCUCUUCUUAGAACCAAGCUCCUAGAGAGAUUGCUUCUUCACCUAGCUAAAAUAUCAUCAACCAGCAACCGAGAAAUCACGACUGUUGCUCUACCCCCUGGUGUCAAAUCAGAAGGACUCAGCCGCCGAGGUGCGAAACCAUCAUCGGCACCAAUCACCCAACAGACUGCCUUCAGGAGGUCGACGCAGAAUUCUGCGCUGCAGUCGACCCUAGCGCCUGUCUGUCAUGCUUCAAACUCAUCGUGCGCCGAAUCUACCAAUAAUUGCUCUGGACACGGUUCCUGCUAUCUGAAAUACGGUUCGGGCGUUGAGGGAACGACAGGAAAUUGUUAUGCAUGCCAAUGCAAACAAAGUGUUGUUCAGAAUAGCGAUGGCACCACCAAGACAGUUCAGUGGGGUGGAUCGGCUUGCCAGAAAAAAGACAUCAGCUCACCCUUUUUCCUCGUUGCAGGCGUUAGUCUACUUGCCAUCGUUCUAGUUGGUAGUGUGAUUGGAAUGCUUUUCAGUAUGGGCUCACAGGAGCUACCCAGUGUCAUCAGCGCUGGCGUAGGAGGUCCUAAAUCUCAGAUGUGA